Daucus carota subsp. sativus is the source of this 1645-nucleotide messenger RNA. RefSeq names its product UDP-glucosyltransferase 29-like. Bases 125 to 1486 code for a protein of 453 amino acids. The record is from RefSeq and is a predicted model, not a curated record. NCBI's taxonomy places the organism in Eukaryota, Viridiplantae, Streptophyta, Magnoliopsida, Apiales, Apiaceae. Gene Ontology annotation, molecular function: UDP-glycosyltransferase activity. The transcript has a single exon.
GAGACGUUGAAAACAGAGCAAUUUUCAGUGUAAGACAUUGUUAUAUGGCCCAGGAUCAUGUGAAUUCACCUACCCUCUGCAAUAUACACAGAUAUAUCAGUCUCUGUUUUUUCAGUAUCAAACCAUGGCUACCACGAAAGAAGAUAGUAUGAGAGUUUUAAUGUUACCAUGGUUAGGCUACGGUCACAUCUCACCAUUCUUGGAGCUAGCCAAGAAGCUCUCCAGCAAAAACUUCUUCAUAUACUUUUGCUCAACCCCCAUUAACCUCACUUCCAUCGAAAACAAACUGUCACCAACUGAUCUUUCUUGCAUACAACUGGUUGAACUCAACUUACCUUCUUCCCCUGAACUCCCUCCAUAUUGUCACACUACUAAUGGCCUCCCAUCCCAUCUCCACCCUAAACUAUUCCAAGCAUUCGACGAGUCUAAACCCGAGUUCUCCAACAUUCUUGAAACUCUGAAACCUGAUCUUGUUAUCUAUGACAGCCAUCAGACAUGGGUUUCGGAAGUGUCAUCUUCCCAUCACAUUCCUGCAAUAUAUUUCCAUACUUCUAGUGCUACAUCAAAGUCUUUCUUUUACUAUGCUUUCAAGAACAGGGGAUCAGGCUUGCCUUUUCCUUCUUCGGUUGUUUCUCUUCGUCCUGUGGAGAUUCAGAAGAUGAUUGCUGCUGCUCCCAUUGAUGCUGGUAAAACAACUGAAGAUGAUGAUCCUUUUCUUUCUUGUAUUGCAAAGUCAUUCGGAUUCAUGCUUAUCAAAAGCUGUAAUGAUAUUGAGGAGAAGUAUAUCAAUUAUAUGUCUAUUUUGACAAACAAGAGAGUUGUACCUGUGGGUGUACUAAGUUAUCAUGAAGAAUGUGAGGAAGCUGAGAAUGAUAAAGAAAUGAUGGAAUGGCUAGACAGUAAAGAGAAGGCCUCGACUGUGUAUGUUUCUUUUGGGAGUGAGACUUUUCUGUCAGAGAAAGAGAUAGAAGAGUUGGCUUUUGGGCUUGAGAUUAGUAAUGUGAAUUUCAUAUGGGUUAUCAGGUUUCCAAAAGAGGCGGAAAAAAUCAAGAUUGAAGAGGUUUUGCCAGAAGGGUUCGUCAAUAGGGUGAAAGGUAGGGGAAUAAUUGUGGACGGUUGGGCGCCACAGGAUAAAAUAUUAGGACAUUCGAGUACAGGAGGUUUUGUUAGUCAUUGUGGGUGGAGUUCUGUCACGGAAAGUUUGAGUCAUGGGGUUCCGAUUAUCGGGCUCCCAAUGAACUUUGAUCAGCCAUUGAACUGCAGGAUGGUGGCUGAGCUCGGUGCUGGUUUGGAGAUUGAGAAAGAUGGUAAACUUGAAUUCGGAAGGACAGAGGUUGCUAGAGUUAUAAAAGAAGUAGUGAACGGAGAUAGUGCUGUGAUGAAAACGGCUAAAGAAUUGAGUGAGAAUAUUAAGAUGAAUGAAGCAGAGGUAAUUUCUGUUGCAGUUGAGGAGAUCAAAAAAGUCUGCGCCAAGAUUCAACAUUAGGCAAGAAGAGUAGGCAGAAAUCAUUUAUGUUGCUAUAAACAUAAAAUUUCAUUAUUUUCUUCUCGUUUGGGGCAGUACAAUGUUACGUUUCUGGGGUAUUAUCAUAGUUUAUAUGAGUAUGCUUUGUUUCUCAAACCGAUCAAUAAAUGUGAUUUCUUA